This is a messenger RNA of Ochotona curzoniae (black-lipped pika), 448 nucleotides long. RefSeq names its product protein S100-A3-like. Bases 1 to 306 code for a protein of 101 amino acids. The transcript has 2 exons. Gene Ontology annotation, molecular function: calcium ion binding; transition metal ion binding. Gene Ontology annotation, cellular component: cytoplasm. Lineage: Eukaryota; Metazoa; Chordata; Mammalia; Lagomorpha; Ochotonidae. The record is from RefSeq and is a predicted model, not a curated record.
AUGGCCAGACCCCUGGAGCAGGCAAUAGUUGCGGUGAUAUGCACCUUCCAGGAGUAUGCAGGGCGCUGCGGGGACAAGUACAAGCUCAGCCAGUCGGAGCUCAAGGAACUGCUGCAGAAGGAGCUGCCCUCCUGGACCCCGACCGAGUCUCGGGAGUGUGACUACAGCAAGUUCAUGAGCCUUCUGGACACCAACAAGGACUGUGAGGUGGACUUUGCCGAGUUCCUGCGUGCACUCUCCUGCCUCUGUCUCUACUGCCAUGAGUACUUCAAGGACUGUCCUCUGGAGCCCUCCUGCUCCCAGUAGCCUGCAGUGCUGCAGAGGACAGGGCAGGCUCUGCCCAACUGACUCCUACACUCCCUUCCCUGCUCUUUCCCCCACCUGCUUCAAAUGGGACUGCCCAGUUCACACCUGUUAGAGAACCUGGGUGCCCAGCUGGUGAGGCAGC